Messenger RNA from Zingiber officinale, 1470 nucleotides. RefSeq names its product PAN domain-containing protein At5g03700-like. The transcript has a single exon. Gene Ontology annotation, biological process: recognition of pollen. Bases 1 to 1470 code for a protein of 489 amino acids. NCBI's taxonomy places the organism in Eukaryota, Viridiplantae, Streptophyta, Magnoliopsida, Zingiberales, Zingiberaceae. The record is from RefSeq and is a predicted model, not a curated record.
AUGGCGGCCGCGGUAAAGGUGCUUCCUUUUCCGACUCCAAUCUUUCUUCUUGUUUACUUGAGCACCACCGUUGCAGCUUCUUCCGUCGGCCAUGAGAUUCACAGAGGCUUCUCCGUCGCCCACGACACUUCCUACUCCCAAUUCCAGCCCCUGCUCGCCGACCCCACCGGCGUCUUCUCCCUCGGCUUCCUUCGGGGUGGAGACGGCGACUCCUCCUUGCUCGACCUCGCCGUCCUCCACCUCCCCUCCUCUACCGCUCUCUGGCGCGCCACCCUGGCGCGACCCCUCGGCUGGAGAGCCGAUGUUUCCUUAUCCUUCAACGGGAGCCUCGUCUUGUCGGAUUCGGAAAGGGGGAUUCUCUGGUCGACUCCCGCGGUCGACGCCGGCGAGCGCCUCGUGCUCCUCGAUUCGUCCAACCUUCAAGUCCAGAAGCUGGCGGCGGGGGGCGCCGUGGUGGUGCUCUGGGAAAGCUUCAAUUUUCCAGCGGAUACGCUGGUUCAAGGUCAGAACUUUACCUCUGCCGCCGUUGUUAAGUCUAUAGAUCAGCGCUUCUCGAUGAGGGUGGCGGAGAGUUACGUCGCCCUUUAUAUGGAGUUUCCCGGAGGCGUGCCGCCGGUAAUAUAUUGGAAGCACGCGGCCAUGGAAGCGAAGGCGGAGAUUGUCGCCGGCGGAGGAGCGAUUUACGCGCGGGUGGGAGAGGGUUUUUUGGGGAUGUAUCAAACGGACUCCGCCCCUGUCGACGUGCUCCCAUUCAGCAGCUUCAAUCGAGGAAUCCGUGGGCUCCGCCGCUUAACCCUAGAAUCCGACGGCAACCUCCGAGAUUACUACUGGAACGGCACGAUCUGGGUCAGGGACCUCGAGGCCAUCGCCGACCGCUGCGAGAUCCCUGCAUCCUGCGGCGCCUACGGGCUCUGUGGCAACUCCGGCGGAUGCCGCUGCCUCGACGACGCCAGGGAGGCGGAGGGAGGGUGUCUCCCAGCUGCCUCCGGCGACUUCUGCGACGCCGCAAAUAACGAGUUCGGGAUCUUGAGGAGGAAAGGCGUUGACUUGGCGCACAAAGAGCUGGCGGCGCGCGAAAAGGUGGCGUCUUUGGAGGAGUGCGAGGGUUCUUGCGAGCAGAACUGCAGUUGCUGGGGCGCGAUCUACAACAACGCUUCGGGCUACUGCUACUGGUUGGACUACCCGAUACAAAGUUUGAUGGAGGCGGACCAGAGUAGGGAAGGGUACUUCAAGGUCAGGUCCACCAGCGGAGGAGGCGGCGGCGGCGGCGGGAGGGUGGUGGUAAAGGUGGCGUUGCUGGCAGUGUGCGGCAUGGUGUUGGCUGGAGCGGCGGCGGCCGUUAUUGCUUACUUUGUUCAGAGGCAGCGACAGCGACUGACGGCGAGAGUGAAUGGGAUGGUGGAAGGGCUAGCGCCGGGGCCUUACAAAGACCUCAAUUCAGCUUCGUUUCGAUCAAUCGAGCUCUCGUAA